Papaver somniferum (opium poppy) is the source of this 1255-nucleotide messenger RNA. RefSeq lists its product as uncharacterized. Lineage: Eukaryota; Viridiplantae; Streptophyta; Magnoliopsida; Ranunculales; Papaveraceae. The transcript has 3 exons. The coding region runs from base 213 to 986 and encodes 257 amino acids. The record is from RefSeq and is a predicted model, not a curated record.
CUUUUCUGUGUAAAAAAUAAAUGUGAAUUUAAGGCUGAAAAGAGUGACAAGAAAAACUUAGGGUUUGGUGUGAAAAUAGGUUUGAUGAUAGAGGAAAGGUUGAGUGUGAGUGGUUUGUUUUUGCUUCAAUACUUCCAAAGCAGUCUACAUUUAAGGUUAGGUCUGUGAACUUAACCCAUACUUGCAAGGGUAGGAUUGUAGAAGACAAGAUAAUGAAUAGAUCUGCAGACCCUCCAUUAGUAGCUGAAGUUAUACAAGACCAGUUGAAGAAUGGGUCUGGAAAUGUAAUCCCAAGACCAAGACAAAUUCAAGAGGAUUUCAAGGCUUCUCAUCUCAUUGAUAUUACUUAUCAUACAUCAUGGAAGGCUAGAAACUUAGUGAUGGAAGCUAAGCAUGGGAGUUAUGAAGAGAGUUACAAACUAGUUCCUCAGUUUUGUAAGAUGGUGUGUCACUCCAACAAGAAUUCAGUUGGAACUUUAUCAUAUUGUAAUACUGACAUGGCUUUUGAGUCAAUGACAAUAAGCUUUGCUGGAGCUAUCAAAGGAUGGAAGGAUGGGUGUAGAUCAGUUGUUGGAUUAUAUGCUUGUCAUCUAAAUGGUAAGUGUGGUGGUGUGUUGAUGGCUGCAACUUGGUUAGAUGGUCAAAAUGGUUUAGUCACAUUAGGAAUUGGUGUUUUUCCUGCUGAAACAAUUGAGAAUUGGACUAUGUUCCUCACUAACUUGAAGCCAUUACUCUUAAGCCAUGAAAAGCCAUUGACAUUCAUUUCAGAUAGGCAAAAAGGGCUACUUGAAGCUGUUCUUGCUGUGUUCCCAGACUCACAUCACAUAUAUUGUUGGAGGCACUUGUAUAACAAUUUCAAGCAGCACUUUAAGGGACAAAAGUUGUAUAGCUUAAUGUGGAAUGCAGUCAAAUGCUACAAGAAGAAACAUUUCUAUAAACAUAUGGAAGAUAAGAGAGGAGAAUCCUGCUGCUGUGGUGUACCUUGAAAAGGCUGGUUUUGAGUCAUGUUCUAGAGCCUUUUUUGAUGACACUAGUAAGUGUGAACACCUAAAUAACAACUUUAGUGAGUCAUUUAAUUCCAUGGCAAAAAACCUUAGGGACAAACCAAUAUGUAGACUAGGAAUUCUUUAUAAUCAGUUGGUUAUGAGUUUGUUUCACAAAAGGAGAAAGGAAAGUGAAAAAUGGAAUCCAAAUGGAUUGGCUCCUACUGCUAUGAAACUGAUUGGUAAAUUGUGUAAGUUGGUUGGUGCAUUUA